UGCAUAAAGUGUCAAUCAAAAAAUAAUAAUAAUAAAAGCAACUAAUUUUAACCAGCGAAUCCAAAAGUGUGCUAAUCGUUCUUUUUGUUUAUAUUUGCAGCAAAGUGUGUUCGCGUUUGUUAUAUUUUGUAAUUAAAUACUUUUCGUAUAUUUUUUUUUAAAUGCGCGUUGCAACAAAUCAAAUUUUACAUACAUUAUUUUCGGCACUAGCGCAACCUGAGCUUGAACAAGUGUAACUAGCGCAAAUUGUCGUGUCGGUGCAAUAAAAGUCAAGUGUGUGUACGGGCACUUAACCAACCAACAACGCCCCGUCCCGCCCCGCCCCGCCCGCUCCGCAGCCAGUCAGGCAACGUUAGACAGAUAAGAGUGGUAGCUACUCACACACACACACACACCCGCACAGCGGCGUACAACGCGCGUUGACAAAGUAACGCAUUGCGCGAUAAAAGCCAAACAACUCUCGAUAAACGACAAAAUGAGCAGCAACUCGAGCAACUCGAGCAGGCGGAGCAGCAGCUACAAAGCGCUAGUGACGCAACUACUUGUGCUUAUCAGCAUCACAUCAGGCUUGCCGGGAAUCGAGUGCUUUCAGCGCUUCUCGGAACAGCCCAAGUACACGGAGGUGAAUCCGGGUCAGGACGCGCUGCUCACAUGCAAAGUAAUCGAUAAAAGGGGCACUUGCUCCUGGCAAAAGGAUAACAAGCCCGUUGGCAUCUAUGCCAAGAAAUACGAAUGGGCCUCACGUCCGCAUGGCGGCAAUGGUGUCUUACAAACGGAUCUACAGCCGCCACCGCUGCUCAUGCAAAUCGGUGGCGACUGCUCAUUGUGGAUACGCUCGGCUACGCUGGACUUUGACGAUGGCCUGUGGGAGUGCCAAGUGACGGCCAGUGAUUUUACCACGCAGGAUGCUCUGACUAGUCAACCGGUGCGAUUGGUUGUGCGUGUGACGCCACAACGACCUCGGCUGGAGUACGAGACGGUGCAUGUGCCGCCAGGACAUAACAUUACAGUGGAUGCCGGCUCGGUGGCGACAGUCAAAUGCGUCUCACAUUAUGGUAAUCCGCCUGCAACGCUUAAAUGGUAUUUGGGUGACCAGGAAAUUCAACCCAUACACGCGCAAACGAAUGUCACCGAACCGGAUAAUCCACGUACCUGGUCGGCCACUUCAGUGGUGCAGGUGCCGGCAAUGCGCGAACGCCACGGCGACAUGCUACGCUGUCUGGCCUACCACGAGUCCUACACAGCCAAAUCAGUGCCGGUGGAUGCGCGCAUGGAUGUUAAAUACGCGCCAACCAUUCGACUAAUUGGCUCGCCGGAAAUCGACUUGGAAGAGGAUAAGGAUGCGCUUGUGCUGCGCUGCGUGGCCGAUGCCAAUCCACCAGCCAGCAUCGUCUGGCGUCGCGCCGGACGCUCCGAGAUAGCGAGCUUGCAGGAAACGCUGCAGCUACGUCCUGUUGGGCGACGCGACGCUGGUCUGUACACCUGCCAGGCGCAGAACUCGGUGGGCACCUCGGAGCAGCUGUCGGUGCAGUUGGACGUUAAAUAUCCACCCAAAAUUAUUUCAGCUGGCCCCGACCGUCUCACCACCGCGCCGCUCUUCAGUCCAGCAGCGUUCGAGUGCGUGGCCGACGGCAAUCCCAUGCCCGCUUACAAAUGGGUGCAGCGUAUUUCGCAUGGCUCCAAGUAUGUGGAGCGAGGCAACGAGCCCCGCCUGGUUAUCGACAACGUGACCUAUGAGUAUCAAGGUGAAUACGAGUGCCGGGCUACGAGUUAUAUUAAUGGUCAGGAGCGCGUGGCCAUUUCGGAUCCAGUAUCACUGCAAGUUGUGGGUGCGCCCCAGGUGCUGCGUCUGCAUCCCUCGAUGCACACGAUUGCCGUAAAGCGCGGCGAGCCGGCCAUCCUCACUAUGGUGGUGUGUGCGGAUCCCCGACCGAGCCGCGUGGCCUGGGAGUGGGGCUCGCUGCGUCUGGAAGCUGGCUCGGGCAUAGAUCGCUUCCGUGCCGACGAUAUGCAGCAGGACGGGCGCGAGGACUGCUAUCUGUCCACUCUGCAUAUCCACAACAGCGAUGAGCAUGACUCGCGUCCAUAUUAUCUGGUGGUUGAGAACGAACGCGGCACCGAUCGCCAUGCCAUACAUUUAAUUGUGGAGGGUACGUUUGCAGAACCUUUGGAGAUGAGCUACUUGCUGGGCGUCGCGGGCGGCUGCAUGGCCGCCAUCCUGAUUCUGAUUUGUCUCUGCAUUUAUGCCAUCAAGAGCAAAAAAUGCUGCUUCAAAGGUUCCCGUGGCUAUAAAUCAUCGGAUAAAGACAGCGAAAAAGCUGAUUUGAAAUCACGCUCGGAUAGCACAAGUGGGCCCCAAGGUGAUUCAAUUUACACAACGCCCGCCGGCUUUCAUCAUCACCAGCAACAGCAGCAGCAGCAGCAGCAACAGCAGCAACUACAACAGCAGCAGCAGCAGCAGCAACAUGCGGUAAGCGCGCUUCAUGCUGCCGCACAGCAACAACAACAACAGCAACAAUACCCAGGACAUGGAUCGCCGGAGGCAAUGAAGUCGACAACCCUUGCAACGGCCAGCGGCCACGACGAGCUUGGCAAUCUGUUGUGGCAACAUGAGGCCACCGAGUUUACAGAACAAUUUCCCAGCUGCCCGGUGCCGCCCAUACGCCAUUGUCACGCCCACGCACACGGCCACGCCCAUGUGCAUACUUUGAACAAUCGCGGCAGUGGCUGCGGCGAGCUGUUGUCCACGCAACAGCGACACCAGCGCGACAUGUUCAGCGGCGACUUGGGCAUACCAGAGAUCAACACCCAUGUGGGCAGUGUGGUGCAUACGUUUGAGACGCUGGCGCUGCAGCGGCGCCUGGCCGAGGCCGAAAUGGAGCGAGACCGCGACUUGAGUAAGUAUAAGCAGUGCACGCGCAGCAGCAGCAACAACAACAUCAGCAACAUUGCUCACAGCAACAGCCAAAGCAAAAACAAGCAGGUGCAACGCAAAUCGCUGGAGUUGCGCCAGCGCCUGCAGCAAGUGCAACGCCAAAGGCAACGCCUACAGACACUCCAGGCACACACACAGGCACAAACUCACACACAAUUGGCGUUGCCGUUGCCGUUGCAGCGACAAUCGCAGCAUGGCCAAUGCAUACUAACAGCACCAGCACCAGGCAAGCUCAUCAACAGCUGCAGCACACAGACAUUGGCAUUGGCGCAGCAGCUGGCCAACCUGCCACGCCCCCGCCCCACAGCGCAUUCCAGCGAGCAGCUGCAGCGACCCUAUGGCGGCAUUGAGGAGGACUAUCGCAAGAAUCUGUUUGGCACGCUGGUGCGGCAGCCACGACGCAGCUUGCAGCACUCGGACGAUGAAGACGACGAUUACAUUGUAAAUGCCGCCUUCGAUGAGAUCUUCUCACGCUACCAGGACGAUGACGAGAACGAGACAGAGUUCACCCAACAAGAGCUGAGCUGCACGCAAACCGACACCAACACCAACACCAACACCGAUGAUCGCUUCGACGACGAGCACAUGCUGGUCAGCCUCAGCGAACUGGACGAUGAUGUAUUUGCAAGUCGUGCCCAAACCGCCUGCACCACGCCCACAACUGUGGCAGCUGGCCAUACGCCCAAGCAUGUUACACCAUCGCUGCAGAAAUAUCCAGCACCUGCACCACCUUUGCAGCAGCGUGCCAGCACCUUGAGCAAUCUCUUUGAGCGGCUCAAGAGCAACAGCAGCUCCAAGUUGCCCAAGCGCAUGCUCAACAAAACUCACUCCGAUCAGCAGCUGCAGGCCGAAGCCACUGGCAACGUGCAGCAGCCACUGCAUAAAUAUGCCGCUCAGCCGCAGCUGAAUACCGCCGAGCCAGACUUUAAUCGUGGCUCCACUUUAAGCCAAUCCUUUGUGCGGCAGCUGAAGCGAGUAUCAUACAAACAGAAGCGUGCGCCGCCCGCACCGCCGCCCAAGCCGCGUUCCAAUGUGGCACAUGUUAUACCGCUGCGCAAUGCUCUUAUUUUCCCCAAGCGCUCCAAGUCCUCCAACGAGCUGCUGCUCGACGAUCUCAAUGUGCAGGCGCGUAAGUAUUAUCGCCGUUCGGAGCAGAGCGCAGCGGUAUAGAGCACAAUUCUGUUUAACGCAAUUUGCUCACCCCCACCCCUUUUCUCUCACCCAUUACCCACCAGCAAAGCUUGUGAUCAGACACACCUUGAGUUGCUCCCAUAAGUCUAGCGAAUAAGUAUUAGUAUAUAAUUAUUUCUUGCUUCGAUUUUUGCCAGAGGCAACGCUCCUGUAGAUCCACUCUGUUGACUGCCUCCCUUCCCAAAAUAUCGACCCACACAUAGCAGCCGAAGAGCAAUAGAUUCACCCGCCGCCGCCAUAUGAGAAGAAACGGAAACCAAAAGAAAAGAAAAGAGAUUUGCGCCAUAGUUCGCUUCAAUCUGUUGAGCAUACGAAAUAUAACAAAAAAAAAAAAAAAUGAACUUUGAGUCAUUGCAAAAUGUAUUUGCAUACAUAACACUUUAGUACUAACUUAAUCAUUGUUUGUUAAUAGCAACAAAACGUAACGUAAAUGAAUACAUCAAAUUAUAUACGAAUAUAUAACAAUGCAUGCGAAUUAAAUUAACAAAAAUCCAUUUGCUAAUUAAUGAAA
Molecule: messenger RNA, 4637 nt
Organism: Drosophila busckii
Lineage: Eukaryota; Metazoa; Arthropoda; Insecta; Diptera; Drosophilidae
Product: irregular chiasm C-roughest protein
Biological process (GO): cell-cell adhesion
Cellular component (GO): cell-cell junction
Molecular function (GO): cell adhesion molecule binding
Source: RefSeq, a predicted model, not a curated record